Molecule: messenger RNA, 4651 nt
Organism: Mugil cephalus (flathead mullet)
Lineage: Eukaryota; Metazoa; Chordata; Actinopteri; Mugiliformes; Mugilidae
Gene: cntn5
Product: contactin 5
Exons: 24
Coding region: 487-3783 (1098 amino acids)
Biological process (GO): cell-cell adhesion
Molecular function (GO): protein binding
Source: RefSeq, a predicted model, not a curated record
GAGAGAGAUGGGAUGCUGCGCUGCAGAGAGAGAGCCUCAGCCGGCUGCAGCGGUGGAGGCUGACACACUGAGCAGCGACCAGACCAAACCUCCUCCUCCGUCCACCACGACGCACGGCGCCGGCGGAGAGCUCCCUGGAAGUGGACGAGGAAAGAAGCGAAGCGGGGAGGGAAAAAGAGCUCAACGCAGCGGCAGAAAUCUGCUUGUUUUAUUUUGUUUUUGCUUUUGUUUUUUUUUUGUUUUUUCACCUGAGGAUGUGCUGUUUCCUGAGCGGAGACGGAGAGCGGGACUUCACUGGAUAUUGUUAACGCCGCUGCCGUCUCGCUUGUUUUGGGUCCACGCGGGGAGGAGAGACGCUACGGCGGCCGGCACCGGCACCAGCUCCAGCACGCGCGACACGGAACACCACUUCUUGUAUUUCUGCGCAGCUUUAAUGAAGAAGCGGACCUGCUAACAUUCUUGCAGAAGGGACCCUCUUCAACAAGUAUGGGGUCACCAUGGAAACCAUUUCUCCUCCUGUCUGUCAUCAGUGGCCUUUCAGACCUUGCGAGAGCCGUUGCGGCGCGGCCCAUAUCAUACGCGGCCGUGUUGAGAAUGAAACCAGACAGCUCUUCGUCGGUGCUCGGCUCGCGCAGCAGACCUCGGCAGAGCCACGGCGGCGGGCUGGUGACUUCUGACUGGCCCGCGUUCUCCAGUCACCCCCUGUCAGCCCUGAGUCUGCUCAGCUCUCAGGAGGACUACCGGAGCGAAGAAAUAGAAGAGUUUGGGCCUAUUUUUAUCCAGGAGCCAGACGAUGUGAUUUACCCUUUGGAUUCGGAUGAAAAGAAAGUGGUGAUGCACUGUGAGGCCCGGGGAAAUCCACCGCCCACGUACAGUUGGUACAUCAACAAGACGGAAGUAGAUUCACAAGCAGAUUACCGCUACAGCUUCAUCGAUGGAAACUUAAUUAUCACCAACGCAAGUGAGAUCACCGACUAUGGGAAGUACCAGUGCAAAGCAGAGAACAGUUUUGGGACCGUCCUGAGUAGAGACGCUCUAUUACAGUUUGCAUAUCUUGGUGCUUUCAGCGCGAAAACCCGGGGUGGUGUGUCUGUGCGUGAAGGCCAGGGUGUGGUACUCAUGUGCACCCCUCCCCCUCAUUCACCAGAGAUCAUAUACAGCUGGGUGUUUAAUGAGUUCCCCUCGUUUGUUGCCGAGGACAGUCGCCGCUUCAUCUCCCAGGACACGGGAAACCUGUAUAUCUCCAAGGUGCAGCCGUCUGAUGUUGGAAGCUACGUCUGCCUGGUGAAGAACACUGUGACGAAUGCGAGGGUUCUGAGUCCUCCAACUCCUCUGACGCUGAAAACCGACGGUGUCAUGGGUGAAUAUGAGCCCAAAAUCGAAGUGCAUUUUCCUACAUCUGUUCUGGCUGCCAAAGGAGUCACUGUCAGACUGGAGUGCUUCGCUCUAGGGAAUCCAGUGCCAACAAUCACAUGGAGGAAGAUCAAUGGCAACAUCCCCAAGAAAGCGCGUCUUCGGAAGUCUCAGGCUGUUCUAGAGAUUCCCAAUAUUCAGCUGGAGGACUCGGGAAUGUAUGAAUGCAAAGCUGAGAAUCCGAGAGGAGGCACUGCUUUCAAGGGACACCUGCAGGUCUACACCCUCCCUCAGUGGGUCAGAAUGAUUAAUGACACUCAGAUGGAUAGUGGAGAGAAGCUCCAAUGGGAGUGCAAGGCCACAGGGAGGCCCCGGCCCACCUAUCGCUGGCUUCGUAAUGGCUUGCCCUUGACAUCCCAGGGUCGACUUGAAAUACUGAAUGGAGAACUGAGCAUUCACAAAGUGCAGCAGACGGACUCGGGGAUGUACCAGUGUGUGGCGGAAAAUAAAUACGGGGCCAUCUACUCCAAUGCUGAGCUCAAGAUUUUAGCGUCGGCACCCGUCUUUGUCCCCAACCCAGUACGGGUCAUAGCCACACUUGGGAAAGACGUCUCGUUAGAGUGCAAACCGAGGGCGUCGCCCAAACCAAGGAUAACAUGGAAGAGAGGAGACAGGAGGAUUCAGCCAAAUAAAAGGAUUAUGUUGUUACGGAAUAACACUCUCAGAAUUGUUAACUCCAGCCGAGCAGAUGAGGGGAACUAUGUGUGCCGAGCGGAGAAUCAGUUGGGCUCGGCGGAGAUGACUGCCACACUGUGGGUAAAAGAGGCCAUGCGUGUGACGCUGAGUCCAAGCAGGGUGGAGGUGACGGUGGGGGAGAGCGUGGUGCUGAGCUGCAAGGCCACGCAUGACACGUCGCUGGAUGUGGCUUUCCAGUGGUUCUUCAACCAGAAACCGAUCAACUUUCAGCACGACGGAGGCCAUUUUGAAUACAUCCAAACAGUAAGAGCGAGACAGUCUUCGACAGUGGAUCUGAUGAUCAGGAGCAUUUUGCUGAAGCACGCUGGGAAGUAUGGGUGCAGGGCCCAGACCAGUGCUGACACCGUGUUUGCAGAGGCGGAACUUCUUGUGCGAGGUCCUCCUGGUCCCCCCGGAGUGGUGAUAGUGGAGGAGAUCACAGACACAACAGCAACCCUGUCCUGGACCCGUGGCCUGGACAACCACAGCCCUAUCAGCACGUAUAAUUUACAGGCCCGGAGCCCGUUUUCAUUAGGCUGGCAAACUGUCAAAACAGACCCAGACCCUGUGACGGGGGACAUGGAGUCCGCCAUGGCUGUGGAGCUAAACCCCUGGGUGGAGUAUGAGUUCAGAGUGGUGGCCAGCAAUGCCAUCGGCACCGGAGAUCCCAGUGCACCUUCCAGAGGAGUUAGGACUAAAGAAGCAGUCCCAUCGGUGGCACCGGCGAAUGUGAGCGGAGGAAAUGGCCGAAGGCACGAACUGGUCAUCUCGUGGGAGCCUGUAUCUGAGGAGUUCCAAAACGGUGAGGGCUUUGGGUAUAUCGUUGCGUUUCGUGCCAACGGGACCAGAGGUUGGAAGGAGAAGAUGGUGACCUCAGCGGACUCCACCAUGUACAAGUACAGGGACGAGACCUUCCCUCCUCUCACCCCGUUUGAGGUGAAGGUUGGAGUGUACAACAACAAGGGAGACGGGCCGUUCAGCAAAGUCGUCAUCAUCCACUCCGCUGAGGGCGAGCCCAGGGAAGCACCAUCUGAUGUUAAAGCUUACGGCAUUUCUUCCUCCGAAAUUAGGGUGACGUGGAAACCGCCCAAUCCCGGCCCUGGAAAACCAAGAGGAUAUGAGGUCACCUACUGGAAAGACAUGGACCAGGAAGAGUCAGGAAAAAAGCAGGAAACUGUGAAAAACGAAACAUCCAUGGUCCUGACAGGACUAGAAGGGAACAGUGUGUAUCACAUCACAGUAAAAGGCUUCAACAGCAUCGGCCAGGGUCCUGCCAGCGCUGCUGUCACAGCCAAGACCAGGAAAGCCCCUCCUGCUCAGCCUCCGGCCAACCUCGUGUGGAUCCAAGAGGGCAACAACGUGUCGUUGAGCUGGGACCCGGUGAAGGCCAAAGACAAUGAAUCAGAUGUCAUCGGGUACAUGGUGUUACUCAAGCAGGAGGGCAGAGGCCACAACCAGGUGACAAGAACCAUCAACCCUUCCACCACGCUCUCACUGCCAGAGGGAGGCACCUAUGUCAUUGAGGUGCGCGCCCUCAGUGAAGGCGGAGAGGGAGCGGUCAGCUCCCAGGUCCGACUGGUCACCUCCUCUGGUGUUCGAGCGAAAAACGACCAGUGCUCAGUGCACUGCCUGCCACAGAGCCUAACAUGGACCGCGCUGCUCCUGGUUCUUCUGGUGCCUUCAGCUUCCUGGUGAGGCCACUGUGCCGUCCUCGUUUUCAUGAAGGGAGCCACCGGUCUUCUGCUUUCUUAUUCCCUCUGACUGCCUGCUUGCUUCGGCCUUACCCAUCCCAAAGGGCCCGGGGCCUGCCAAAGGGGUUUGAGUCUGCCAGUCAACAUGCAGCUCUUCACACUUCUUCAUCCUUUUGUUUUUUUUCUUUUUUUCUUUUUUGUUCCCUGUUUAGUUCGAGGGCCUGGACGUUUGAUUUGCACAGCUCUUUCCAGCAUCACGGUAGUGUUGUACUGUAGUGUACAUUGUGUGGAAAAGGUCUGUUUAAUCACUUACUUUGACAUCAUGUGUUCUUCUCAUUGACUGGUAUCUAACCACUUCCAGGCGCCACCUACAGCUCCGGGGCUCCACAGAGCAUGAACAAUUCCUCGAAAGCUGCUGUGGUAGUAACACGGGGGAUCAGCCGGCCUGUUUCUUUUCAUUACUUAUCUGCAUCAAUUUACCCCUUGGCUGCCUAACAAGCAAUGCAGCAGAAGCUCAGUAGAGAUAAGUGCAUUGUUUUCUUAUUCACACAUUGAGGAGAAAAAAAAAAAAAGAAAAAGAAAAAAAAAAGAUUUUUUUAUGGAAACGAGAAUCUUACUAUUUCCAGACUUGCUUUUUGUACAUUGUGUUACCUUUAGAGAAAAAAAAAAAAACAGUGGUGUGUGUCAGCUAUGUCAAACUCUGUUUUUUGGUAGCGAUUAAGCAAUGCUUGGUGACGCAGUUGUUGACUGUUGGAUGUAUGGAAGUAGGAAGCAGGUGCUUACCUGUAGUGCUCAAACACAUCAGUAGAUGAAGACAUCUCUGUACGGACUCCUGGUGUCAGUACAAAUAAAUGUGAUGUAUAUUUUUUAAA